Molecule: messenger RNA, 4048 nt
Organism: Girardinichthys multiradiatus
Lineage: Eukaryota; Metazoa; Chordata; Actinopteri; Cyprinodontiformes; Goodeidae
Gene: smad3b
Product: SMAD family member 3b
Exons: 9
Coding region: 355-1632 (425 amino acids)
Biological process (GO): anatomical structure morphogenesis; transforming growth factor beta receptor signaling pathway; BMP signaling pathway
Cellular component (GO): heteromeric SMAD protein complex
Molecular function (GO): I-SMAD binding; DNA-binding transcription factor activity, RNA polymerase II-specific; RNA polymerase II cis-regulatory region sequence-specific DNA binding
Source: RefSeq, a predicted model, not a curated record
CUCUUGGACCAGAUAAUGUUUCAUUGCAUUGUAUCGCAAUAUGUGGGGAUGCAGGUGGAAGGCAGACCAGCUGACUGGUGGAAAGGCGGAGGAGGAGGAGGAAGGCAAACAGCCGGGCUGGACGGGGGGCUGCUGCUGCUUUACUCCGACAGACAGACUUAUCUGAACGGAUUGGAUCUGCAACGCAAGUCGCUGCUGUAGAGUUCCAGACAGCAACCUGCCUGUGGUAGUUUAGUCCAGCAGCUACACCUGACUUAAUCUUGAUUCUACGAACAUCGAACUGUUCUUUCCGUAACCCUGGAGGUUGUCAAAUUACACCAGAGCCCUACAUAGUUGAAUUGGUUGACAUCUAAUAUGUCUAUAUUACCGUUCACUCCUCCGAUCGUUAAGAGGCUUCUGUGCUGGAAGAAAGGAGAACAAAACGGGCAGGAGGAGAAAUGGUGCGAAAAGGCUGUCAAAAGUCUUGUAAAGAAGCUGAAGAGGACGGGGCAGCUGGAGGAGUUGGAGAAGGCCAUCACAACCCAGAAUAUCAACACGAAAUGUUUAACCAUACCCAGGUCUUUAGAUGGACGCCUGCAGGUCUCCCACAGAAAAGGACUUCCUCAUGUGAUCUACUGCCGCUUGUGGCGUUGGCCAGACCUGCAGUCUCACCAUGAGCUGAGGGCUGUCGACCACUGUGAAUUUGCCUUUCACACAAAGAAAGAUGAAGUGUGCGUCAACCCCUACCACUACCAGAGGGUAGAGACUCCAGUUUUGCCGCCUGUGUUAGUGCCACGCCACACAGAUAUUCCCACCGAGUUUCCACCACUGGACGACUACAGCCCAUCAAUACCUGAAAAUACCAAUUUCCCUUCUGGCAUUGAGCCUCAGAGCAACUAUAUUCCUGAAACUCCCCCUCCAGGGUAUCUGAGUGAGGAUGGUGAGACAAAUGAUCACCAUGUCACCCACAACAUGGACACAAGCUCCCCCAGCCUUUCACCCAAUCCUGUUUCACCUACCAACAAUAAUUCUGACCUGCAGCCUGUGACGUACUGUGAAUCUGCCUUCUGGUGCUCCAUCUCCUACUAUGAGCUGAACCAGCGGGUUGGAGAGACUUUCCAUGCAUCCCAGCCUUCCCUAACAGUAGAUGGAUUCACAGACCCCUCAAAUUCUGAGCGUUUCUGUCUGGGCUUGCUGUCCAACGUAAACCGGAACUCGGCAGUAGAGCUCACUCGCCGACACAUUGGACGGGGUGUGAGGUUGUACUACAUUGGGGGAGAGGUGUUUGCAGAGUGUCUUAGUGACAGUGCCAUCUUUGUUCAAAGUCCAAACUGCAACCAGCGCUAUGGUUGGCAUCCUGCCACUGUGUGCAAAAUACCUCCAGGAUGCAACCUGAAGAUUUUCAACAACCAAGAGUUUGCUGCCCUCCUCGCUCAGUCAGUCAAUCAGGGCUUCGAGGCUGUUUACCAGCUUACCAGGAUGUGCACUAUUCGCAUGAGUUUUGUCAAGGGCUGGGGAGCUGAGUACAGACGUCAGACGGUGACCAGCACCCCCUGCUGGAUAGAGCUACAUCUGAACGGUCCCUUGCAGUGGCUGGACAAAGUCCUCACACAGAUGGGCUCUCCCAGCAUCCACUGCUCCAGUGUCUCUUAGGAAAACUAGUCUCAACAUAUGCAACUAAGGUGCAAACCACAUAGGAAAUGUCAAUGUUUGUCUGUGAUGAAGAAAGAAGCAUCAUUCUUUUAACUACAGAGGCAUCUCAAUAAAUUAGAAUGUCAGCUAAUGAAAACCCAAGAUUCACUUUCCUGGAAUAGUAGAAUAUCACAUUAAAUCAUUAAAAAAGGAUUUUUAAGACAGAAAUGUUGGCCUACUGAAAAGUAUGUUUAUGUGCAAUUUAUUAUAUGCGCUCAGUACUAAGUCAGGGCUGAUUUUGCAUGAAUUACUGCAUUAACGCAGCGUGGCAGAGAGCUGAUUGCCUUGGUAGACGGCUGCAAUGACUUUGGACUUGAUAAAACACCGUGGAUCAACACCAGUAGAUGAACCAUGGGUUCUCAAAUAAUCACUGACUGUGGAAACGUCACACUAGACAUCAAGCAGCUUGCGUUCUGAGCUUCUCCAAUGCUCCUCCAACAUUUUGGAUCUGAAAUUUACUUUUAUCUGAAAAUAGGACUUUGGAUCACUGAGCACCUGUCCAGUCCUUUUUUUUCUCCUAUGUCCAGGAAAGACGCUUCUGAUCUCUCUGGAUCAGGAGGGGCAGUUGUCUGUGUGGAGACUUUUGAAGCACUGACUCUGAAUCUUCCUAAAAUUCAUCAAUAGACUUUUAUUCACAAUCAGCCCUGUUACAUGUACACCUUUUGCAAGCACACUUCUUUCUUCCACUCAACUUUAGAUCAAUAUGCUGAUAUAAAGUGGUUUGUGAACUGCCAGCUUCAUUAGCCAUAGUUUUUUGUGGCUAACCCUCCUACUGUCUACAGCCAACAACAUUUCCCAGGAUUGUGUAGUAGAUCGUAACAUUUCUAUAAAAAAGAUAAAAUCUUUUAUAUUUUGUUCAAAGUUUCUUAGAAACUGAAUUUUGUUUUUUGUUUUUUCAGCUGUAAGCAUAAUUAUCAAAAUGAGAAAAAAUGGUUUGCACACACCUCCCUGAGCUUCAUUUUAUGAAUUGAAUAAUUUAAAUGGAGAUUUGGGUGAUAUUAUCAUUUUAGAUGCACGUGUAAAUGAAUGGCCUUUCCCCUUGAGCAAAAAGAAUGCAUUUAAAACCCUUUAUUUUGCAUCGUUUAUUGUAACCAGUUGACUGUUAUAAGAAUUGCAUUUUUUAGAUUUAUGAUAGUCAGUAAUUUGGCAUUUGUUUUAUAUUUGGGAGGAUGAAACAAAUUCGGUUUAUCACUCAUUCAGCCAUGUCAUUACUUAGUAAUACAGGUUUUAUUCCAUACAGACAUUUGAAGUUUAGGUUUAGCGUGGACAGCCAUUUUUUUCAAUUCAGUGAGUUAAUCCAGAUUAAUUAUGUGUCCAUCUUCAGUGUUUCAGUGACUCAGUCUCGCACACUGAAUGGGGAGGGGAUUUUAUGAAUACAUGAAAUAACAUGAAAAGUAUUCAGUUGUGCUUUCAUGUAAUUGGUAUUUUAAGUAGACACUACUCUCCCUAUAGAGAUUUAUUUAUAUAAAUUAUCUAAUUUAUGAUUUGAUUGGUAUUUGGUCUACACGAAGAAAAUACAAAGCACUAUUGUUUCUGUAAAAAACAAACUUGUAUGAACUAUUUUCUUCUGUGAAAGAGACAUAGUAGAAGUUAUUUUUGCAUAUUGUCUGGCAUGGGAAUAUAUUUUUAUGAUUUCCUAAAGAUGAUUGUACAUAAAUGGUUAGAGCUUGUAAUGUCAUGUAGGAAAAUGCUUGAAAUAGUGGAUCUGACUGACCUCUGCUGUAGGGCUGACUCCUAAGACUUUAAUAACCCCAAGCCUGAGUUGCAUAAACUGCUUCUAACCUACGUCAGCUGGUUGUACACAUCUGGGACAGAUUUCUGAAUCAAACAUAGUUUAUUUCUUAAUGGAGGCGUACGGCAGACUGUCUUCAGAGGAGGUUAAUUGAAUUUAGACACCAUGUGACUUUGAGGUGAAAACAAGAAAUGCUACUUUUAUUUCUUUUACCAGCAGUUAACCGAUUGUGAAGCACUGUUCUUGUGAGUAAAUGAUGUACUUCCAGUUUACUGUGUUAAUCACUUUAACGUUGUAGUGAUUGCUUGCCAAAAAACACUGUAUAUUACAUGUGCAAUGUAAUACUAUAAGGCAUGUGUAUUGCCUCUGUCAUUGAUGACAAUCUCUGAUGCAAUAAUGUUCAUCCUGUGCUUACAGUACUUAAAACUAUGUUACAUGUAAUCUAUCUAAACACCGACAUGGUAGGAACCUAAAUGCUGUGUUCUAUAGUGCAUUACGUAGUUGGUAGACUUCUGUUUUUCUCUUUAUUUUUGUAGUUGCUUUUCUAGGCCAAGUCUUUCUUACAUGUAGUCUUUUUCUUUUUGUCAAGUAACUGAAACAAAUUUUUAGAAAUGUGAAAUUUUAUUAAAAUGCAGCAGAAGAGUC